AUGGCGGUGGCCUACAGGCGAGGCAUUAUACAAGAAACGCUGGUGCCGGUCCCAGCCACUGGCCUGCAAUAUCACAUGCUCUUCAAAGUGACCAUCAUUGUGGGCGUGUUGCUGUUGUUGGUGUGCACCCAAAGCGCGGAUGCCAACGGUCAUCAGAAGAAGAAAAAGGUCGUUAUACAUGUACCGGUCCACAAGAAGAUCGAAGAACACACACAUACCAUUAUAAAGCAUAUACAUCAUCAUCACAAACCGAUUGUCAUUAAAGAGGAAAAGGUCAUACACGAAGAGCAUCAUCCGAUUAUACACAAAGAGCACAUCUCUCACGAGCAUCAGCAUCAUCACACGGAGAAGCACGAACAUGUGCAUCCGAUUUUCGAGGAGGAAGAGGAACAUAUACACCAUCACCAUCAGUACGAGCACAAGGAGGAGAGUCAUGAGAGCUGA
This is a messenger RNA of Bactrocera tryoni, 444 nucleotides long. RefSeq lists its product as uncharacterized. The transcript is spliced from 3 exons. NCBI's taxonomy places the organism in Eukaryota, Metazoa, Arthropoda, Insecta, Diptera, Tephritidae. The record is from RefSeq and is a predicted model, not a curated record. Bases 1 to 444 code for a protein of 147 amino acids.